UUUCCGGGUGUCACUGUGGUGUCUGACCCCGGCUGGAGCUGAGCACUAUUCUUAUCUCAGCACCAAAUCGUUGGCCUCCUUUCCGAAAAUUGCCAGGGUGUCCCCCCUCCUCAUGUGCCAUCCCUGAUGGGCAGCUGGUCUCGCAGUGCCGUGCUGGAGCUCUACAGGGCGUUGCUCCGUGCAGGGCGUCACCUUCAGUACACAGACCGCAAUUACUACCGACGGGCCGUGGCGCGCGAGUUCCGGCGCUGCCAGGCCCUGACGCUGCCCGAGGAGAAGGAGGACGCGCUGAAGAGGGGGCAGUUCUUCCUCAGCAGUCGACUAGGGGGGCUUAUGUAGGAGGAAGAGCUCAGCGGGCUGUCCGGUGGUGGGUUAAAGGUCGUCUGGAGGUGUAUGUCCCAGCUGAAGGAUGGCGGGGGUGAACGGAGACCGUAAAGGAAAGAAGGACGACAAUGGGAUCGGAACGGCCAUCGACUUCAUGCUCUCCAAUGCCAAGCUGGUGCUGGGAGUGGGAGGGGCGGCCAUGCUUGGCAUUGCAACCCUAGCUGUGAAAAGAAUGUACGAUCGUGCUGUAAGUGCUCCCACCAGCCCCACCAAGAUGGAGCAGACGGGGAAGAGGAGCUGGGAGGAGCCGGCCUGGAUGGGAUCGUCGCCGAGGGUGCUGAAUCACGACAUGAAGGCCACAGUGAGCCGCUCAAUGCAGAAUUUGCCCACUUCGACCCACGCUUUUGAACCAGACUGCCUCCGGAGGGCUGUAGGUCGGGCCGCCGUGGGAGCGAGCGGCGCCACGCAGUCAGACAUGCUGCGGGCCCGAAUGCGUCUUUCCCUGCAAGAACACCUGUGGGACUUUUACCAAAACAACGUGGACAUCCCCGCCGAGGAGCAGGCGGUGGCCAGGAGAGCGGCGCUGGACAUCUGCGCCGAGCUCAGAGUGUUUCUUCAUGCCAAACUGCCCGACAUGCCCCUCAGAGAGAUGUACCUCAGCGGGAGUCUGUACGACGACCUCCAGGUGGUGACAGCUGACCACGCCCAGCUGAUGGUGCCUCUCGUCCUGGAGAAGAACCUGUGGUCGUCCAUCCCGGGGGAAGACACCAUCAUGAACGUUCCGGGCUUCUUCCUCGUCCGCAGAGAGAACCUGGAAUAUUUCCCGCGGACCAGCAGCUACUGGGACCGCUGCAUGGUGGGAGGCUACCUCUCCCCGAAGUCCGUCCUGGAGGUGUUCGACAAGCUCGUCGCCGGCUCCAUCAACUGGCCGGCCAUCGGGAGCGUCCUGGACUACGUCAUCCGGCCCGUGGUCCCCUCGGAGACCCUCACCCUGGAGGUGCAGUACGAGACGGACAGGAAGCUGUACGUGGACUUCCUGCCUCUGCUGGUGAUGGAGGACGGCACCUCGCUGAUCGCCAAGCCGCACCGGCUCGCCGCCGAGCGCCACGAGAACCUGUGGCGGCAGAGCUUCCGCGUGGCCGAGACGGCCAAGCUGCGCGCUCUGGACCUGGAGGACGGGGGCUGCCGCUGCGCCUGCCUCAAGGUGGCCAAGGCCGUGUGCAAGCUCAACCCCGCCCUCCACCGGCUCAACAGCAGCCAGCUCACCAACGCCAUCUUGCUGCUGAGCGAGAAAGAAGGCGACUGGACCCAGGAGGCGCUGGCCGACCGCUUCCUCCAGCUGCUGCGGGCGCUAGUGGGACACCUAGAGGCCGGGAGGCUGCCGUGCGCCCUCAGUCCCAGAGUCAACCUGUUCUGCGAGCUCACCGAGCAGGAGGUGGACGAGCUGGGCUACACGCUCUACUGCGCCCUGUCAGACCCCGAGGGCCUGCUGAGAACUGCCGUGCCUCAGGCCUCCCACCUCUGACGUGUCGCGCGGUGCAGCAGCAUCGACUGUUUAAUGGUCCCGAUCGGGCUUUCCUCUAAUAGAUCGCAUCGUCUGCAUGAAACAGUCAUCUCCCAGUCGACACACACCGUCUCCGUUCUUCAUGCCUGAAGCGGGUACAGAAUCUGAAAGCUGUCUCUGUGGCGAUCACCCAGAUUUGACUUGAAUCUCAGUUGUUAAGUGGAAGUUUGUCCGAGCCAGCGGCUCUGCCUGAAGCCAGUGUAUUAAUGAAGUCAGGAAGUCGGAUUGAUUUGAAAUGUUUGGUGAGAUCCACACAUCGCGUGAAAUCUGCCACAUCUGAAUUCCUGGUGCAGCUCAGGGUUUCCAGCACAUGCGGUGCUGACUGUGAUGGGUCCAUGCCGCUGCAUCGAAGGCUCUACAAAGCUAAUCGUGUGUGUGUAUGCCAACCUAAGUGUUAAAACAUUUGCAAUCGGUGUGGAGGACUCAUCAUUUUUGAAUUACUAAGCUGACCUAAGUGUCUUUUCAUUCCCUCUAUUUUUUUCUUUUUUUAAACCUAAAAGUGCUUCACUUCUGUGAGAAAUCUUCAUUAAUACAGUGGCUGAGUGUAUGAUGUGUGUGUUACAUGUUUGCCAGGGGGAACUGAAAACAAAUGUGUGAUUUGGAAUGUCUGCAACUUGCAUGUGUUCGCUGCCUACUCUAGAAAACAAACCGAACGUUUCUGAUUUCAAGUCGGUCGACCUGAUGUGAAGUGGAACAUAUACUAUAACAUGCUAGCAUAACGUAUCGGGUGGGGUGGGGGGGGGGGGGGGGGGGAUGUUUGGUUUGAUGAAAUUCCAACCUUUAAACGACAGCGACAUUGUCGUGUCAAUAGAAAAUGUGUGACAUUUGAACUACAGAGCUGCUCUUUGUGUUCAGUUAGGAAACUCAUCCAUCUUCAUCCUCUGUUGUUACUUCAGUACACAGGUCCGACAAGCUCUCCUUUUUUUUAUUUCUCAAACCUGCCGUGUGACGGGAGCUUUGACAACCAGCCGAAUGUUAAGAGUUCAGCUGGUUCAAAGCCUCGGAGCAGCGAAAACACCAUCGUUUCCUGGUGUUCUGCUUUAAUUUCCUGCUUGGAUCCUCUUCUAGUUAAGUUGAUGCCUUUUAAAACGCCGUCACCACGGUUUUUGCACGUAUUUGCUCGAGUUGGACUCACAGGUCCACACACCCGACGGUACAGACACUCUGCAGAAGCUUUUUUUGUUGUAUCAUUCCCAGUAUUAGUAGCCGUGAGUUGCGGAGCCUCUUGAUUCUGUGUUUGCGGCUAUUUUAACCCCGAUUAACCGGCCGACGUGGCUCAGUCUAAGCAGCCAGACGUGGAUUAUCCUGAAUCGCACGGAGCUAAACGGCUGCGUGAUCCGUUCGCCACCAACAGGCAGCCUCUGCCCGUCACAUCUUCAGUGUUUAGUAAUAAAUUAGAGGUGCUUGUCACAGAUACACACAGAUCCUCACUUAUGUAACGGAUGUCAGAUUAUGCGUAGAGCUGUGCAGAUCUUCAGUAAAUCAAAAACCUGACCCUUCUCUGAGUCGGUGUGGAAAAUAGUCACAUGGUUACUUUUUUUUUUUUGUCACUUUUAGCCUUAGAAUAUCAAAAUGCAGUGAAAUGGAGCAACUAUCCUGUCAAUGCCCAGCCCACUGUGUGUAUAGUGUACAUAUUAGAGGGAUCAGGGUUGUGUAUAGUCGCGUUGUGCAUUCAAGUUAAAGAAAUCAUCCAAAUAACAGUGGUGAAAAAAAAAAAACAGGUGAAUAUUUUUGUAUUUAUUGUACAUUUGUAACCAAAAAAAGAAAAGAGCUGAU
This is a messenger RNA of Salarias fasciatus (jewelled blenny), 3664 nucleotides long. RefSeq names its product mitochondrial elongation factor 1 (gene mief1). The record is from RefSeq and is a predicted model, not a curated record. Gene Ontology annotation, biological process: mitochondrion organization; positive regulation of mitochondrial fission. Gene Ontology annotation, cellular component: mitochondrial outer membrane. Lineage: Eukaryota; Metazoa; Chordata; Actinopteri; Blenniiformes; Blenniidae. The transcript is spliced from 6 exons. Bases 410 to 1849 code for a protein of 479 amino acids.